Molecule: messenger RNA, 2417 nt
Organism: Corythoichthys intestinalis (scribbled pipefish)
Lineage: Eukaryota; Metazoa; Chordata; Actinopteri; Syngnathiformes; Syngnathidae
Gene: spast
Product: spastin
Exons: 16
Coding region: 248-1651 (467 amino acids)
Cellular component (GO): microtubule cytoskeleton
Molecular function (GO): ATP binding; ATP hydrolysis activity
Source: RefSeq, a predicted model, not a curated record
ACAUGCGAAAGCGGAAGCUAGGUAUCAUUUUCGGAAUUGCAACUGUAGCAAACAUAUCCCGCCGACAAAAACAUUGUUUUCGUAAUCGUUGUCAGAUGAGUAAUACAAUAAUAUAUUGAUUCUACCGUAGUUUGAAAGCUGCACGUCUCAUCGAUCCAAAUUUGUAUAAUGGUUUAGUCCAGCUCUACCGCAUAGCCUAAAAUAACAUGCUUAACUCAAAACUAUAGAGUGCGAUAUCUGUGAAAAAAUGAACGCGAGUAAAGGCAAAGACAGCGGCGAAGUGGUGAAGAAUUACCAUAAGCAAGCGUUCGAGUAUAUCUCUAAAGCACUGAAGAUUGACGAAGACGAUGCAGGGGAGAAGGAGGAGGCUCUGCAGUGGUACAAAAGAGGGAUUGUUGAGCUUGAAAGCGGCAUCGCAGUGACGAUCACAGGACAAGGAGACCAGUAUGAGCGAGCCAAGAGACUCCAGGAUAAAAUGAUCACCAACCUCACCAUGGCUAAAGACAGACUUGCCAUUUUAGAGGCAACAUUGGCUUCAAAAAGCAGGCUUCAACCCCAGAAUGCUUCAAAUAAUGCUCAAAAACAAACAAAAUCCUUUCCUAAAAGUCUGCCUCCAGUCCGAGGAGUAGCCAAAAACAACAGGCCCUCCACAGCAGGAAAACCACCUUGUCGAACCUCCGAUUUCAAGGUCACUCCCCAAGCGGGUAGACCUUCCAAACAGCCCCAGAAGAGGGAGUUGAAAAAUUUCAAGAACGUGGACAGCAAACUGGCAAACAUGAUUCUGAAUGAAAUUGUAGACACCGGAGUGUCUGUAACAUUUAAUGAUAUCGCGGGGCAGGACCUGGCUAAACAAGCACUACAGGAGAUUGUCAUUCUUCCUGCCUUAAGACCGGAGCUUUUCACUGGUUUGAGAGCUCCAGCACGAGGUUUGCUCUUAUUUGGCCCACCUGGAAACGGGAAAACCAUGCUGGCCAAAGCGGUUGCGGCAGAGUCUAACAGCACCUUCUUCAACAUGAGCGCAGCCAGUUUGACGUCUAAAUUUGUGGGAGAGAGCGAGAAGCUAGUCCGAGCAUUGUUUGCAGCUGCCAGGGAAUUGCAGCCAUCUGUCAUCUUUAUAGAUGAAGUCGACAGCUUGCUUUGUGAAAGGCGAGAGGGGGAACAGGAGUUCUCACGUCGAUUAAAAACAGAGUUCCUCAUUGAAUUUGAUGGGGUACAGUCUGGAGGAGAUGACAGGGUACUUGUUAUGGGAGCUACCAACAGACCUCAGGAGCUAGAUGAAGCAGUUUUAAGGCGCUUUGCAAAAAGAGUCUAUGUGUCAUUGCCUGAUGAGAAGACAAGGGCAACACUUCUGCAACAUCUUUUAGCAAAGCAAGGAAGUCCGCUGAGCAAAAAUGAAUUGAGCCUUCUUGCAAAAGCAACUGCAGGAUAUUCUGGAAGUGACCUGACAUCCUUAGCUAAAGAUGCUGCACUUGGGCCAAUCAGGGAAUUAGGACCAGAUCAAGUUCGGCACAUGUCGGCUAGUCAGAUGCGAAACAUCAAGAUGAAGGACUUUGAGGAUUCCCUGAAGCGCAUUAAGCCCAGCGUCAGCCCAGCAACUCUCAAUAUGUACAACCAAUGGAACAACGACUUUGGUGACACAACUGCAUUUUGAAUUUAGUUCAUUUAAAUUAAAAAAAAGAAAAAAAUCACAACACAAUACUAACAACUGGGAUUUUUUUUUAGCAAAUCUUUUCUGUAUUAACUGACUGGAAGUAUUGUUUGAAUUUCCUACUUUACUGGGAAAAUUUGUCGAUGCAAAUUUCUAUAAUUGUCAAUAUUUGAUUACAGCACUCCUCCUGUAUAUUACUCAUAUAUAUUUUUCAGCCUUACCUCAAAAUGUCCUUUUACUUCUUGCCACGAGAGGGCAGCACACUGGCGUAAUGCCUCGAGUAGCUUAGUGUUUCACUUCCAUAAGCCACUGCUCAACAAAAAGCAAUGUAAUGUUUGAUUUUAUUAUCAUUUUUAGAAUCAAGUACGACACCUUUCAGAGUAACUUUUUUUUUUUUAAAUCAUGUUUCCUUUGACCAGAUAUGUGUACAAUUGUGGAUCAAGAAGAUAGAUUUUAGCAUUGAAAUUUCAAUUAUUCCAUUUCUGAGUCGGUGACAUAAAUAGAGCUGCUCUACAACUCUGAAGUGUUGCUGCAUCUGGAAUCAACCCAUUUUACAAGCAGCCGCAGAUGAGAGGAAUGCUGUAAAACUGAAAUAAAUAUAUUCUUCUGCAUUGUUGCCCAUCAUAUUGAUGAAUUACUGUAAGUGUCAACUUUGUGUCUUGGGUGUUCACGCACAUAUGUAUUUGUAAAGUUAUGCACCUCUGGGCAAAACCUGAGGACCAGAUAAAAUGCUAACAACAAAUUUGGAAAUGAAGGUGCUUGUUUGCUG